Molecule: messenger RNA, 1227 nt
Organism: Botrytis deweyae
Lineage: Eukaryota; Fungi; Ascomycota; Leotiomycetes; Helotiales; Sclerotiniaceae
Exons: 2
Coding region: 1-1227 (408 amino acids)
Source: RefSeq, a predicted model, not a curated record
AUGGAUUCAUUCAACUCCAAAAUUGAGUCUGCAAUCUCUGCAGGUAAAGUUGCAGGUGCCGUCACGGCUGCCAGCAAUGCCACAAGAUCAUUCAAUCACGCCUCAUCCUACGGACCUCGUUCUCUUCACUCCACCUCAUCUACACCCUUGAAACCAGAUGCCAUCCUUUGGUUGGCCUCCUGCACUAAACACUUAACCUCAAUUUCCGCUCUCCAAUGUGUUGAGCGCGGCCAAUUCACUCUCGAUGAAGAUGUUUCUCGACUUCUCCCUGAGCUCAAACUCGAGGAUCUUGAUAUCCUCCAGGGUUUUGAUUCCGAGGAAAAGCCCAAACUUGUCAAGGCCACGAAGAACAUCACGCUCCGCAUGCUUCUCACCCAUACAUCCGGACUAGCAUACGAUCUCUUCACACCUGACCUGAUUCGCUGGAGAGCUACACGCGGUGAAGUCGCCACUCUUGACAAAGGAACCGUGAUAUCACGUUUUAAAACCCCAUUGACAUUUGAACCUGGAACUUCUUGGGCCUAUUCUUCUGGACUUGAUUGGGCCGGUCUAAUGAUCUCACGAGCCAACAACAUGACAUUGGAAGAGUACAUGCAUAAAUACAUAUGCGCACCCCUUGGCAUCACAGAUUUCACAUUCCACAUCGAUCAAAAGCCUGCUUUGCUUUCACGAUUGGUUGAUACGACCCUUCGCGUCGGAGGCAUGACUCCCUUCGGUACGACUGCCAAUCCCACUGGAGCGCUCGUCCAUUUCGAGGGCAGGUUUUGGUCACCAGACCAAAUCGACGACGUAGGCGGAGCAGGAGCUUACAUGAGUAUGCCCUCUUACCAAAAGGUCUUGCACAGUAUCACAAUUUCAGACGAGAAACUUCUCAGCAAAGCGAUGAAUGAUAAGAUGUUUGAAGCGCAAUUGACAGAGCCGCAAUUGGCGACUUUGAAUUACAUACGUCAGAUUCCGGAAAUGCGCUAUAUAAUAACCCCCUCAGUUCCAGUCGAUACAAAACUUAAUCAUGGAUUAGGAGGAAUGAUACUUCUGGAAGAUCUGGAAGGGAGGAGAAGAAAAGGGGCAAUGUAUUGGUGCGGUUUGCCAAAUUUACUUUGGUGGGCUGAUCGAGAAGCAGGUGUUAGUGGAAUCUAUGGGAGUCAGUUGAUACCUACUGCGGAUAAGCAAAUUAUAGAGAUGUUUGAAGAGUUUGAGAAGGCUAUUUAUGCAGAGGUGGGGGCUUGA